UGCCAGUUCACUCGCUCUUUGCAUCUUAGUCAAUAUCAUCUUACCAUUGUUCAAAGUAAGGGCAGGGAUGCGGUACCCAGGCGGGGUGUUUUGAUGAGGAGAGGAGGGGCGGAGGGAUCCACAACAUAGCUCAUCCCCCUGACGCGGAUGGUUGCUGGGUGUGAAUGAGACGAGGCGCACUGCCGACCCACACUACCUCAUUCGUCGAGUAGUUCACAACAAAGCAACAGCCUUUCCAGUCUUCUGAAUAGUGCACGGAUACUAUGGACAAAAUGUCUCUUUAAAUCUUGAAGAAGACCGAACGUUAAGAUAAGCCGUGCUUUGCUUUCGCAACGCACCUGAAGUGCCCUACUUUUUCCCGCAAGAAUGGAGUUUCAUUAUGCCCAUCCAGUCCAGCAGUCGGAGGCUCCUCAUCUGUCAGACCCUGCCUGCUCACAGCACACGCCCACACUUGGACUGAAUCAAAACACCAAGAGGCAAAAUGAUCGCAGCAUCGGCUCCUGUCUGGAAGACACUUCGUGUCUGCCCGGCAGACCCCCUCGCUCUCGCUCACCCACAGGCUAACCUCAACCAAUCACAGGGGUGCAGGGGGGAGGUGUCAGAGGAGAGUCAGCACUUAAUUGGUGAUGGUUUCUCAGACUGGAUGACAGAAGAAGUUGAUUUCUCCUCGUACCUCCCCAACCCUCCCUCCCCUCCCAACGCCUCCCUCCCCCCCUCACCCCUCCAAAAUGACAACCAGGUGCCCUCCGACUUGGAGGUCAUGACCUCUCUACUGCAAGAGGAGCUGGCACAGCUGGAGGACUACUUCCUCUCGGAGCCCCUGCCAGAGAAGGGGCCAAAGUUCGGAAAAUGCGACAAAGCCAGCCCGCCUGUCGCUCCUCCACCAUGCUGCCACCCGUCACCCUAUGCGACAGGCGCCCCUUCAAACCAAUUGGACUCCGGCUCUCUUCCUGUUACCCUGGCAACCGGAGAGGUGGACCUGCUGAGCAUCUGUGGUGGUCCCAUCAUUGGCCGCUCCAAAAUUCCCAGACACGCCCCGUACAGUUGUAGCCGUCCGAGCGGGUGUGGUCGCAAAAGAGUUCCGGACGGGGCGCGGCUAGCCGAGGAGUACGACAAUAGCUUAUGGAGCUCCAAAGCCAACAACUCAGGUAGUUCAUCGGUGACCUUCAAUGGAAACUAUGGCUUUGUGGAAGAAGAGCAGGCGGCGGAGAGGGGCUACUGCCUGGGCAACGCCGUGGAGUUGAGGUUCCCCGUCCCCCCAAGAGAAGAGAAGAGCUACUGCCUAGUUCAGGAGAUCCAGAGCAGUGGGAAGGUCAUAGACGAUGCUGCUGCUGCUGCUGCUGCUGCCCCUGCAGGGUUUCCCUGUGACGCCCCCCUCCACGAGGCCCACAAGAAGGAGGACGUGCUGUCUUACGGCGGCAGACUAGAGAUGGGCGGCGUCCAGGCCGAGGCGCUGGGCAGCGCCAACAAGAGUGGCGGAGAGGAGGCCUCCAAGGCCGGCCUCUCCUGGAAGGCGGCGGGCGGCUGCUUCCUGCCGUCCGAAGACUACCAGAGCUUCCUCACCAACAUCAGCGAGCAGGUCAAAUCCGAGGGCCUCCAGGCGGGCCAGCACGACCUGCGCUGCGGCUUCGCGGAGGACCAGACCCCGGAAUACCUGCUGAUGAGCCGCGAGAGCCUGGGCUCGGAGUCGCCCGAGCACAGACACGACUGCAGCCUGACCGACGACCACUGUGCCGUGAAGUACGAACUGGACCUCCACCUCCCGUUCGAAGGCGGGCAGCGCAAACAGAAGAAGAGGGACCAGAACAAAACGGCCGCUCACAGGUAUCGGCAGCGGAAGCGGGCGGAGCUGGACACGCUAGAGGAGCAGCUGCAUGGUCUGGAGGGCCGGAACCGCGAGCUGCGGGACAAGGCAGAGUCGGUGGAGCGGGAGAUCCAGUAUGUGAAGGACCUGCUGAUCGAGGUGUACAAGGCCAGGAGCCAGAGGGUCAAGCAGGACACCGCCACAGCAUGAGAAGAACGGUCCCAACCAAGGAGAAAAUAAACAGGGAACCCUUUUGUGUCAUUUGUCCCAGAUAACAUUUUUGUCUUCCCUCCUGCUUAGGUGGAGUAAAUGCAUGUAUUUUUGUUUCUAUUUAUGUAUUUAUUUAUUUUAUUUAUUUAUUUCAUUUUUCAAUUUGUAACUCAACGGUCUAUUCCUUGUCCAAUGCUUUCGCACAAUGAAUUACUCAAGUCUGCACUGUGACACUGAAAUGUUAAAUGACAAUCAUUUUUAAGAAUGUCAAGUUGAAUCGACCACAGAUCCUGAGAUAAAAUAGAAGUAAUUUGUCAUUGACAGCCUUACAAUCAAGUUGAUGUCAGUAAUUAAAGUAGUGAAAUAAUAUUUAGAUAUUUUUAUUUGAUUUUUUUAUGUCAUAUGUUUUAAAUGAUAAGUGCAGGCAAUAUGUUUUGCAACUCGGUUUCGUUUGAAUUUUUAAGCACAAUGUUAAAGACAAUCUUAAUAUUUUUCUGAAAUUAUUUCUAUGGCCACUUGAAAAGCAACUAACAUUGAAUGGCAAUAAUUAUAAUAAUGUUGUUUGGUUCAUUUUUAUUGAUUUAUGAUAGUCCAUAAUUGAAGAAUAAAAUAACUACAAAUCAGUGAGAAAAACAUCUAUGACUUUUCCUUAUCUUUUUCUGUUAGAAAUAUGAUUUGAUUUAAAUGUUGUGCAUUGUAAAAACGAAGUAAUAAGUUCAAAUCAAGCAGAGAUUGUAAAUGUGUUUUUCAGAAUAUGUUGAGGAACCAAAAGAAAACGCGACGAUGCAAAGUGCUUUGGAUGAGAUAUGUUGUGAAGUUGCCAGCCUGUCACUUUUUAGUUGCAAAUUGCAAUAUAAUCAGUUGUGAGCUCAGGUAAAGCAAUUUGUUGCAAAUUGCUUUCAAUUUGCUAAUUAUGUGUGACAGAAGUUGGAGUUUAAUGCAUUCCAGUCGUGUUUGACACGACAAAGCUUUCCGGCAUGUUUUUAAGUUGUCUCUCUCUCAAAAAAAAAUGUUUUUCUUAAUAACUGUUAUGCACUCAUUUAUAAUACAUUUUUGUAUAGGCUACCGAGGGACGGGAUUUUCAUUUGCUUUGUAGAAAUGUAAAAAAAUUGAAAUAGUAAAUCUUUUUUUUUUAUUGCAUUUUUUUGUUUUAAUAUUCGCAAUUAUUGUAGCCUUGGUGUGUGAGGAUAUUUGAUGCUAUAACUGUGAAUGGGUUUUUUAUAAGUUCGAAUAAUAAUAAUAAAGGCCUACUUUAUAUUUGUUUGAAAAGCUUAAAUACCCUACUGUGAAAAAACGUGAAUUGGAAAGUUUACGAUCUUGCGCCAAAUGCGUUUUUUGUACGUCUUUGGCCUCAACCCAUAACCUAUACAAGCCUAGCCUAUACAGGCCCAUAACAGGCCCAUAGCCUGCUAUGCAGGCCCAUAGCCUGAUCAAUCAAUCAAUCAGACGUCAUCCCGCCCUAUUAUGUGGUGCUCGGUCCCACGCGGAGCACCAGACACUGGUCACUGUAAAUGAGCCUCACUCUGUUUCAUUUAAUCUCCAUCUCGCUUUGUUUGCUUGGCUGAUUUUUUAAUAAAGUGAUU
This is a messenger RNA of Gadus chalcogrammus (walleye pollock), 3597 nucleotides long. It is a transcript of the gene atf5a, whose product is annotated as activating transcription factor 5a. Gene Ontology annotation, molecular function: RNA polymerase II transcription regulatory region sequence-specific DNA binding; DNA-binding transcription activator activity, RNA polymerase II-specific. Bases 482 to 2014 code for a protein of 510 amino acids. NCBI's taxonomy places the organism in Eukaryota, Metazoa, Chordata, Actinopteri, Gadiformes, Gadidae. The transcript is spliced from 4 exons. Gene Ontology annotation, cellular component: nucleus. The record is from RefSeq and is a predicted model, not a curated record. Gene Ontology annotation, biological process: regulation of transcription by RNA polymerase II.